Molecule: messenger RNA, 3441 nt
Organism: Adineta ricciae
Lineage: Eukaryota; Metazoa; Rotifera; Eurotatoria; Adinetida; Adinetidae
Source: the annotation of a GenBank genome assembly
AUGAAUUCUGAUGCAAUUAUUGACUUUUUUAGUGGAAUUUCCGGUGCGGCCGUUUCAGUGUAUGUUGGCCAACCAUUAGAUACGAUUAAAACUAAAUUACAAACAUUUCCUAAUCGUUAUAAGAACUUUUUCGAUUGUGGAAAGCAAAUUUUUCAGCAGGAUGGUAUGCGAGGACUCUAUGCGGGAACUUUACCAUCACUACUAGCUAAUACUGCAGAAAAUGGAAUUUUGUUUAUGGCAUACGGACAAUGUCAAAACUUCAUUGCUUUUCUACGAAAUAGACCAGACAAUGAUCAGUUGACAACAGUUGAUAAUAUGGCAGCAGGAAGUUUAGCAGCAGCAUUUUCAUCGGUGGCUUUAUGUCCCACUGAAUUAGUCAAAUGUCGGAUACAAACGUUAAAAGAAAUGCAAACGAUGAAUUCAUUAUCCAUGGAAAGUCAGAUGACAAAAAAAGUUUCACCAAUCGAUAUCACACGUGAUAUAAUUCGAAAAGAAGGCUUUCGAGGACUGUUCCGUGGAUUAACAACUACAUUGGCGAGAGAAUGUCCCGGUUAUGGCUGUUUUUUUGGUGGUUAUGAACUAUCUAGAUCAAUUUUGAUUCAUGAGAAUCAAAAGAAAGGUGAUAUCGGGUUUAUAAAAACAUGGAUAUCCGGUGGAAUGGCUGGUAUUUGUUUUUGGUUAAUCAUGUUUCCUAUUGAUGCAAUUAAGUCACGUAUACAAGUUUUUAAACCAACUGUCACUUUUCCGAAAUAUACUCUACAGAUAAUCAGAAACGAAGCACUUUAUACUGGUUUAUUACCAACGUUAAUUCGCACUUUCGUCGCUACCGGUGCCUUGUUCAUAACUUAUGAACACCCAGUGAUCUCUUCUUAUUCUGUAUUAGGUGGAGCAUCAAUACUCGCUCUCAACUGUACAGAUAAUCUGUUAAUAACAGCUGGACACCAGAAUUUCCAAUUAUUUUCUAUCAAACAAAUUGAUCACAGUACACAAGUGAGUAUGCUAUGUGACUUCCGUGCGACACAGCAACAACCAGCAUUACCACGUCAUGCCUUGCAACCGAAAGACGUCAGUUGGAAUCGACGUUAUGAACAUAAGUUCGCGACAACGAAUAGUACGAUUGGCUGUCUAUAUAUCUGGGAUGCAACACGAUUAAGUGUUACUGAUCAGUUACCUGUUCAUAAUGGCAUUAUUAAUCGGAUUCAAUUUCACCCGACAAAUCCGGAUCUACUGUUAACAGCAUCUCAGGAUGGAUAUGGAAAAUUAAUUGAUUUACGAAUUGAUAAUACUGAGCGAGUUGCAAAAUCCUUUCGACACUCAAGUGCCGAGGCAUUUCGUGAUAUCGAUAUCAAUCCAUCGGCGACAGACAAAUUCGCAGCUGUUAUUAGUGAUCAGCACUCAGUACCUAUAUGGGAUUUUCGGCUGCAUCACCAACCAGUCUAUUCUGUAUCUACACGAGAUAGAGUCUCAUACAUUUUGUGGAACCCUCACGAGCCGUCUUGGCUAGCUACCGGUGGUAUCGGCAGUCACGAUCGAACAAUACGCAUCUGGGAUACAGAUGGCAAUGACUCUCGUCAAGAGCCUUUAUUUACGGUACAUGCAUUUCGUCAAAUAGUAAAAUUUAGCUGGCGUCCAGCAUGUCGAUACCAUAUUGCGUCUGUGACACGUUUCCGUGACCAACGUAUCCAUGUUUGGGAUAUCCGACGUCCUUACUUGCCACAAGCAUUAUUUUGUCACCAUCAAAGCGAUGUGGAAGAUUUCCUUUGGCGACCUAAUUCCGAUAAUAUGCUUUCGAUCGAUCGGAAUGGGUCUUUAGUGCAUGCUCACUUUUCAAGCGCAAUUAAAAGUGAUCGAUUACUUUCACUUUUUUCUUUGAAUGCUACUUCGAAAGGUUCUGUACAAAUUGUUCAACCAAAUAUCGAUAAUGAUUACGUACGUGCACUAUACAAGGAACAGCAUAUCUCCGCAGCAAGUACAAGUCUCACCAAAUUAUACUCACACGAAACAAUGUCGACAUUUAAUAAAUGGAAUAAGGCCAUUGAAGGCAGAAGUAUUCUAGGAAUUUAUACGAAUUUUUCUCAAGAUGAUUCUGUUGAAUUGUUUCAUCAAUUUGCUCGAAGAUGGAUACUCGGCCAAGGAGAAAAAUCCUAUAAAGCAUUGGGACACAUAUGUGAUACUAAUAGUAUUGUUGCCGAAGAUCUCAAUCGACCAGAUUUACGAGCAACAUGGCAGGUUAUUAAAAUGUUAUAUCCCGAAUGUGAAGCGUCGAGAAAACGUCGCGCUAGAUCCUCAAAAACAUCAAGAUCCUUAACGAAAGGUUUUCGUUCCAGUGAUUCAACAGGUGGUGGUGGUCGACAUCAUCAUCAUCAUCAUCAAUUAACAAAGAAAUCCAUUGGCAUUGACGAACAACUCUCGCUCGACGAAUACAAGUUGAAUAACAACUUUAACAGUGAGAGAAGAGUCAAAUCGAAAGAACAAAGAACGUUGUCUGAUUCGAAACUAACGGUGAUUGACGAUUUAGACACGUACAUCGUUCGAGACAUCCUCACCGACGAUAUUCUGUUCAUCUCACCUGAAGAUCUGCUUGCCAAUGGUAACAGUGUCGAUGAAUUUCAAGACGAAAGUUGUGAUAUCGAAACUAUGCGUACUGGAUUCCCCUUACCGAUAACACCAAGCGCAACACCAACGAUCGAUGGUGAUUAUGCGAAUUAUUCUAUAGAUCGAAUCAUGCGAAAGUCUCCUGAUAUCGUCAUGAUCGAUGACGAGGAUUUAAAAAAUGAUGAGGAAUACGAAGAUAUUGACAGUGACAUGCUAACAUCGACACAUUCGCUUCUGCCUGAUAGUUCAGGGACUUUUUUCACCAUUGAUGAAAGUUAUUGUCCUACAGUGCAGAAAUAUUCAUUAAAUUUCGAUCAGAUUAUCCGAGAUACUCUCUAUUAUUAUGUCGAAAACAACGAACUUCAAAUGACUGUUCAUCUUCUUCUCGCGUUGUACCCGCAAUUGAGUGAACAGAAACGAGUUGAACUAUUCAAUGGAAUGCACCUGCAGUGGAUUGUCAUGUAUAUUGAGCUAUUACAGAAGAUGCGGCUCUUUGUAAAAGCAAAACAAAUUAUCAAACAUUGCAUUGAAGUCGAAGGCAUCCCAUUGCACUACAAUGCUGCUGAUUAUGAGGAUACAAUUAUUCUUCCAACGCAACCUCCAUCACUCCCACGUUUACCUUCAUUUGCUUCUCCUCCUACGCCUCUUCCAAAGAAAAAUGCUCAACCUGUGCUAAGAGAAUUUGUUUGCUCGAUUUGUCGAAUUCCUUGUCAUGGUUUAUUUUCAUUCUGUGGUAUUUGUUUUCACGGCGGCCAUAUUGAACAUAUCGAAGCAUGGUUCAAAACACAUGACGAAUGUUCGUUUGGCUGUGGUCACCGGUGUCGAGAUCAUCGUAGUCAAAAUUAG